Messenger RNA from Spodoptera littoralis (African cotton leafworm), 6276 nucleotides. NCBI's taxonomy places the organism in Eukaryota, Metazoa, Arthropoda, Insecta, Lepidoptera, Noctuidae. The record is from the annotation of a GenBank genome assembly.
AUGGAAGACAUGGAAGAGGACAGCCAGCCAGGUCCUUCAAAUUGGCGAAGAAGAAAUGGUCCUAGAAAUCCGCACCAUAACUGGAGUGCUCAAAGGUCGAUGUAUUCAACAACCGCAUUCAGCCAUUCGACACCCAAUCUUCACAAUCGCUCACAAAGACGACACGUUCAUGGACAGACGCGGCGCGAGCGCGAUCAUAGUUCGAAUAGACAACAAUUGAUAUUCAACAACGCACGCCUAGUUCCAGCACCAGGUCCAGGAUCGGCAUUUAACAACGCACACCAAGAUCGAGGUCCUAGACCCUCUGCGAGUACGGAAGGUUCGGGAGGAAGCAAUAACACGAGAUCUAAUCGAUCGAACCGGGGCUUUCAAUCCAAUAAUAACAAGCGAUUCUUGGGAUUUAUAGCUUUACAAGAAAUAGCAGAAUCCGAAGAGAAGGAUGUGCUUCAGAAAAUAAAUGAUAAACGCGAAGGUUUUAUGAACAUUAUUAAUGCACCCAUCGAGAAGCACGAUGUUUUUGUAUUGGUUGUUGGAAUUCUGUCAAAAGUAACCCAAUCACCGUUUGUUGAAUUAAAAUCAAAAUUAUUGUUUGACGUUUGUAAUUCAGAUUUCAUUAAUAAGUUACAGUCGUAUUUAGUGGCUUUACCUUUUGUGAGCAAUAAGGCUACCAAUAAUUUGUAUUGGAAGGAUCAAAGCCAGUUUUGGAAGAACUUGAUAACAUUUUGCGGUGAUAUAGUCGAUACGUCACCAGCUACGGCUAUCAGGCGAUUUAAACCGCUUAUAGAGGGUGUGAUGAAAAUGUGUUUGGAAAGUUUACAUGAUAAGUACGGACUUGUGCUAUCUGAAGACUGUAUCAUGAAGUUAGAUGAAAUUCGCCAGAAGAUGAUUGCAUACGAAGACAGAUAUCAGUCGACAUCGACAGGGAAGAGAGAAGGGAACAAUUGUGAGUUUGCGGAUUUGCAACCUCCGGAUAAUUUCCGUGAUUUAAGCGUGGUACCGACAAAAGACGACUUGUUGGGGUCGCAACCGUUCUUACGAGCAAACAUCGUCGAGGGCGGCUAUACGGAUGUGGAACAUUACUUAGAUGUACAGUUCCGACUUCUCCGAGAAGAUUGCUUUGGUCCAUUCCGAGAUGGUUUGCAUCAGUUUUUGGCAGACCCUAAUAGAAAAAAAUACGAUCACAUUCGAGUUUUUCACAACGUACGAUUUGUGUGCCCUUACAUUGACAAUUUAAGAACUGGUGCUUUAGCACAAAUCGAUAUGAAAAAAAACAAAAAUUUCCGCAAAAUUAAUUGGAAAAACAGCAAGAGAUUCCUGUUCGGUUCUUUGGUGUUAUUCACAAAAGAUAAUUUUAAUACUUUUAUGGCUGCUACUAUCCUGAAUCGAGAUGCCAACCUCCUUUCGUGUGGGAAGUUACCAGUUUCAAUUAUAGAUGUGAAUCUAGAUGAUAGUAUCUACAACGGAGAAAUGUAUACUAUGGUCGAAAGUGAAGUUUAUUUUGAACCUUAUUACCACGUAAUGAAAGCUCUGCAAGAACCCUCAUUUCCACAACAUUUGGCUAUGCAACAGUACAUAGUCAAAGUAGCUCCUACUUUGAAUCCUCCUGCUUAUUUAACUAUAAAUACUAAGUUUGAAAUUCCAAAUAACCAAUUAACUCCAGGAAAGGAUCCAGUUGUAUUUACAAAAAGGAAUGAUGACAUACCAUUUGAAUUCGAUUUCGACCCAAACGACUCUGAUGAAAUAGAUGGACGGAAGGAUAAUGAACAGUUAAAAAAGACAUUUACUGUUUUACAACCGAAUACUUGGCCAACGAUGGAAGAUUUAAAUUUAAACAAAAGUCAGUACGAGGCUUAUUAUUUAGCUCUUACCCAGGAAUUUGCCGUUAUCCAAGGGCCACCAGGGACGGGUAAAACGUUCAUCGGCAUACAAGUUGCGAAAACAUUGUUAAAUAAUGUUCAAUCCAACGGAGAAUGUUUAAUGCUGAUUAUAUGUUACACCAAUCACGCGUUGGAUCAAUUUCUUGAAGCAAUAUCCCAAGUAACAAGAUCUAUAGUUCGAAUUGGAGGGCAGUCUCGUAACAAAGCUCUGGACCAGUUUAACUUGGUUAAUUUAAGACGAAGUGCUUUAGUACCCUCUGCUUCUGCGUCUCAUAGAUUUUUCAUCGAGCAAAAAAAUCUAGUAAGAAGGUCAAUAUACGAACUUCAGUCGGCUCUCAAGACACUCGAUGUUAUAAAUAAUGGGGUUCUUAGUUACCGCUGUCUGAAUAUUCCACCUCUAGAACUGCUUUAUGAGUAUUAUCAGAAUCGAGGAAAAGAAUUGGAAGACCCACUAGAAUAUUGGUUGUUUGAACGGCUUUCAAACAGUUAUGAGUACUACAGAGACCUGGAGGAUUGUCUAUUAGAAUAUGAGACUGUAGUGGAUACUGAAGAGGAAAUCGAUGAUCGAAGGGAGCGUAUGGUUUUGGAUGACGAGAAACUAGUCUCAGAUGUUUUAGAACAAGCAAAGGCUUCAUUUUUGUUAUCCAAUGCCAAAUCUGAAAUGAGAGAGUUAGUUGCAAAUUACAAAAAAUGUUCAGAUAUCAAUGAAAAAUAUUUUCUAUCAAACUCCAUACAGAAUCUUGAUGCUCGAAUUAAUUUAUUUAAUGAUAUGGUUACUUAUCGUCAUCGCGAAGUCGUUUUGCAUAUAAAUGAAAGAACAAAUUUUUCGGAAAUAACAGUACAGAACCGAUGGUGUCUAUAUUUCACAUGGAUAAGACAAAAAAUGGAUGAAGUUAAAGAGGAAAUAGCAAAUUUACAAGCAGCAGUUACGCCAGCACUGACCGCUUAUGAUGAAGCUAGAAUGAUGGUGGACGUCCAAUUAAUAAAAAAUAGGAAGACUAAAGUAGUAGGCAUGACUACUAGUGGCGCAGCAAGGAUGCGAAAACUGUUACAAACGAUUGCACCAAAAAUUGUAAUAGUGGAGGAAGCUGCAGAAGUGUUGGAACAGCACAUAAUAACCUCACUUACAAAGGAUUGCCAACAUUUCAUUCUUAUUGGCGAUCAUCAGCAACUACGGCCGUCGGCGUCUCACAUAAAGCUGGCAAAACGAUACAACAUUGAGGUGUCAUUGUUUGAACGAAUGAUAACAAACGGGAUACAUAGUCGUCGUCUGAAUGUGCAACACCGCAUGCGGCCUGAGAUCGCCGCUCUCAUUUCUCCUCAUAUAUACAAAGACUUAGCGAACCACCCGUCUGUUGAAACGUUCAAAAAUGUGCCAGGUGUAGAAAAAAACGUUUACUUCUUUACACACGACUAUCAAGAACACGUUUUAAAUGAAGGUAACAGUCGAGAAAAUCGCAAAGAAGGGGACAUGGCAUUGGCUUUGGCGAAUUAUCUAAUGCAACAAGGCUUUACCUCUGAUGACAUCACAAUUCUUGCGGCUUAUUCGGGACAAAUGUUUUACAUGAAAAAAGAACGCGAAAAAUACGCAAGUUUAUCACGAGUUAAAAUAACAGUCGUCGAUAAUUAUCAAGGAGAGGAAUCUAGAAUAAUAAUCCUGUCACUUGUACGAAACAACCCUGACAACCAAAUUGGAUUUCUUGGAACCGAGAACAGGGUUUGUGUGGCUCUUUCGCGUGCAAAAGAAGGUUUUUACAUAUUCGGCAAUAUGAAUAUGCUGAAAGCAAAAUCGGGACUGUGGAGAGAAAUUGCAACGACUCUGGAAAAUAACGGAACUUUGGGGUCGCAAUUGAUAAUGAAAUGUCAAAAUCAUCCUGAGCAAAUGUUAAAGCUUUCUACCCCGGAGGAUUUCGAGAGGUUACCCCCAGAAGGAGGAUGUUACGAAAAAUGCAAUUUCCAAUAUCAUUGCGGUCACAAGUGUCAACUUUACUGCCACGGCUACGAUCGCGAACAUGUUAAAACGAAAUGUACUAUGAAAUGUGAAAGGGUUCUAUGCGAGCGUGGUCAUGUGUGUCCAUUGAAAUGUAAGCAAGAUUGUGAACCAUGCAAAGUUUACAUAAUGAAGACCCUGCCAUGUGGGCACGAAAUGAAUGUCUACUGCCAUCGUGAACCUGAAGACCCAAGAAACCAAUGCAUGACAAAAGUUGAGGUUAUACUGCCGGAUUGUCAACAUAAGGCACAGGUUGAAUGUUACAAGGAUAUAAAUAAAGUGAAAUGUUUGGAGCCCUGCAAGUAUCGUUUGGAGGAGUGUGGUCAUGUUUGCGGACGCAAAUGUCACGUUACUGACGACCCUAACCAUGAGAGUUACGUUUGCACUAAGCCCUGUGCUCGUGCAAAAGCGGGAUGUACGGCGGAACUAAUGGGAGAUCGUGGUGACCAUCAAUGCCGCAACAAAUGCCACGAAAAAUGUGACACUUGUACCGUUCCAGUAAAGAAAAAAAGGUCGACUUGUAAGCAUAUGGAAACUGUAGCGUGCAACGUCGAUAUUGACAAAAUGAAAUGCCUUACGAAAUGCGCUAGAAUGAUGACAUGUGGACAUUACUGCAAAAAGAUUUGUUUCGAAGAAUGCACAGACUGUUCACAAAUGGUCUGGAAAGAACUUCCCGAAUGUAAACAUAAAGUAAAGGUGAAAUGCAUGGACACUCCCGAUCGAAGUCUUUGCCCUGAGAAAUGUAUGCGUCUGCUUUUCUGUGGGCACCUGUGCAAAGACAGGUGCGCAGUGCCAUGCGACAUUACAAAGUGCACCGAGAUUACAUCUCAAGAGGUCCUUUCUCCUUGUGGUCACAAAGUCAAGCUUCCGUGUAAUAUGUCAAAAUUGUACAUAAAAGGCGAGUUGGCGAGUAGCGCGGUGCUGGAGGCGUGCGCGGCGGCGUGCGGCGCCACGCUGGCGUGCGGCCACGUGUGCGGCGCCACGUGCGCGCGCUGCCGCCAGCGCCGCCUGCACGCGCCCUGCACGCAGCCCUGCAACCAGGACAACAUCUGCGGACACACAUGCCAGGAGCCCUGUAACCAGAUCUGCCCGCCGUGCAAAAGACCCUGUGAAGUAAAGUGCGCGCACUCGAAGUGUAAGAAGUUGUGCGGCGAACCGUGCACUCCUUGUAAGGAGGAGUGUGGGCGCGCGUGCCCGCACGGGCGGUGCGGGCGGCGCUGCGACGAGCCGUGCGAGCGCAGCGCGUGCGACGAGCGGUGCGCGCGCCGCACGCGCUGCGGACACAUGUGUCGCGGCCUGUGCGGGGAGCCCUGCCCCGACAUCUGCCAGAUCUGUCGCCCAGAACAAUUCCCUACCGACUUCCUCGGCGAUGCUUACGGAGAUAACGACAAAUUUAUUUUACUUGAAGAUUGUGGACAUGUCCUGGAGGUCGACGACAUGGAUAGUCUGAUGCUGGGCGAUCAAGAAAACAUUACUAUACGAACAUGCCCAUUUUGUCGCAAACCGAUCAUCAAUACCAAUAGAUACAAAGAUAUCGUGAACAAAAGGUUCAAAGAUGAUAUAAAUCCUAUAAAGAUCCGAGUUUACGGAACAGACGAUAAAAUUUUGACGAAGAUUAAAGAACUGCGUAGAAAAAUGGCGACAUGUUUUGCAAAAUACGUGACAGAUAUUUCAACGGAUGAAAAAUUGAAAACCACAUAUAAAAAUCUAGAAAAACUUGUGAUAAAGCAGAAAAAGGUGUCACUUGUGCAAGUGGAAAUGGAAUGUGUAUACCUCAAUAUAUUUGAAAUGAUUGUUGAAUGUUGGCAACAACAUCGUAAACAAACAACCAUUUUCGUGGACGAAAUGAAGGAAAAUAUGAAUAUGCUACUAGAUGCAAUUGCAAUUAAACCAACAACAACAUUGCCAGUUAAAAUAAGUGAACAACAACAAAAAGAUAUUAGUAAUGAGAUUAAACGAUUGAACAUCAUAACACAAUUCGGUAAACUUCUGAAUACAUGUCAGCAUAUGAAAAAUCUACCGAAAGUGAAAGAACAAAUUGAAUUAACAAAAACAAUAGUGUUCUCUGUAUCUGUGUUUUCUGAAGAUAAGGCUAUAGAGUGUCUGAAAACGCUGCAAGGGAUAAUUAAAGUUAGUGGUGAAAUCACUAAAUAUGAGAGACAACUUAUUGUUAAAGCCAUUGGUCUAAAAGCAGGUCACUGGUAUAAAUGCCCUAAUGGGCAUAUCUACUGUAUUGGCGAGUGUGGCGGAGCAAUGCAAGAGAGUACGUGUCCGGAAUGUAAUGCACGUAUAGGAGGCACACGCCAUACCCUACUCCCUGGGAACCAGCAUGCGCCUGAAAUGGAUGGGUCACAAUUUGCAGCUUGGUCGGAACAGAACAACUUAGCAAAUUUCGAACUUAACUUCUAA